Messenger RNA from Penicillium samsonianum, 2556 nucleotides. RefSeq names its product glycoside hydrolase family 92 protein. The coding region runs from base 1 to 2556 and encodes 851 amino acids. Gene Ontology annotation, cellular component: cytosol; nucleus. Gene Ontology annotation, molecular function: peptide-N4-(N-acetyl-beta-glucosaminyl)asparagine amidase activity; carbohydrate binding. The transcript has 4 exons. Gene Ontology annotation, biological process: protein quality control for misfolded or incompletely synthesized proteins; carbohydrate metabolic process; glycoprotein catabolic process. The record is from RefSeq and is a predicted model, not a curated record. NCBI's taxonomy places the organism in Eukaryota, Fungi, Ascomycota, Eurotiomycetes, Eurotiales, Aspergillaceae.
AUGCCGCCAUAUUUGUUACUGUCGUUAUUUUUAACUAGUCGCCUUUUAGUUAAUGCUGCAGAUACCCCUCCGGUGGAAGAUUAUGAUGUCCUACAAUAUAUCAAUCCCUUGAUCGGCAGUGCCAACGGAGGAAAUGUGUUUCCUGGUGCCUCGCUGCCAUAUGGGAUGGCAAAAGCCGUCGCCGACACAGAUUCAGAAAGCAACCAAGGAGGUUUCGCCCAUGAGGGUGGCAGCGUCACUGGAUUCUCCAGUAUGCACGACUCUGGCACUGGGGGCAGUCCUUCGUUAGGCAAUUUCCCUCUCUUUCCCUAUGCAAAAUGCGCCGGGGAUGAUGUGAAUGGCUGUGUCUACCCGAAGAACCAACGAAAGACAAAGUAUAAGCCCGACUCGGUCCAGGCGCACCCAGGAUACUUUGCUAUAGAGCUGGCAUCGGGGGUCCGGGUUGAUAUGACAACUGCGCACCAUACGUCCCUGUUUCGCUUCCAGUUUCCAAAUGAUAACAGCACCAGCCCGUUGAUCUUGCUGGAUCUCACCGAUCUGUCGAACUCCCGUCAGGACAACGCGACCAUCUCAGUAGACAACACAACGGGCCGUAUGACCGGUGAUGCGCGAUUCGCUCCUAGUUUUGGGUCGGGAUCGUACCUCUUGCAUUUCUGUGCCGACUUCAAAAGCCCUGCAGCCCAGCGAGAUAGUGGUAUCUUUGUCAAUUCUCGUGCUAGUGCUGGUGUUCAUGAUUUGAAAAUCUCCCGCAGCAUCAAUGGGUACCCGCUGCCAGGUGGUGGAUUUAUCCGCUUCAAAUCUGCCCCAGACAAUACGGUCCUCGCUCGAGUUGGCGUCAGCUUCAUGAGCACAGAGCAAGCUUGCGGUCAUGCCGAGUCUGAGAUUCCACACUUCGACUUCAACGCAACCCGCCAGACAGCAGUCGACAAAUGGACAGAAAAGAUGCGUCCGAUCCGUGUCUCACGUACAAACAUCGACGCAUCCGUUCUGUCCAAUUUCUACAGUGGAAUCUACCGGACUAUGAUCAACCCUCAGAACUACACAGGCGAGAACCCGCUGUGGCAGAGCAGCGAGCCUUACUUUGAUUCGUUCUAUUGUCUUUGGGAUUCCUUCCGUUCCCAAAUUCCAUUCCUCACUAUCUUUGAUCCUUCCUCGGUAAUACAUAUGGUGCGCUCCCUCAUUGAUACCCAGCGCCAUCUAGGCUGGCUACCAGACUGCCGCAUGUCACUGUGCAAAGGAUACACACAAGGCGGUUCGAAUGCCGACAACGUUCUGGCAGAUGUCUACCUAAAAGGCCUCAGAGAUGGGAUUGAUUGGGAUGCCGGGUACGCAGCUGUGCAAAAAGACGCCGAGGAGGAGCCAUACGACUGGUCUAGCGAAGGCCGCGGCGGUCUACGCAGCUGGAAAGAACUACACUAUAUACCCGUGGAAGACUUUGACUACGAGGGGUUCGGCACAAUGACGCGCAGCAUCUCACGCACACUCGAGUAUUCCUAUAACGACUUCGCCAUCGCGCAAAUGGCUCGCGGCAUGAACAAGACAGCCGACGCAGAGCGGUACGAGAGCAGAUCGCGAUACUGGCAAAAUUUAUUCAAGAAGGACCAAGACUCUCUGUGGAAAGGUAAGGACACUGGCUUUACCGGUUUCUUCCAGCCAAAGUAUCUGAAUGGAACAUGGGGCGUGCAAGAUCCCCUCGCAUGCUCAAACAUCGACGGGAGCGGACUCGCCUGCUCACUGCAAAACACCGCAGGCGAAACCUUUGAAUCCAGCAUCUGGGAGUAUCAAUUCUUCGUCCCCCACGACAUGCAAACCCUAAUAACCCUCCUGGGCGGCCCCAAGAACUUCGUCACGCGCCUCGACUACCUCCACGACCAAAACAUAACCUACAUCGGCAACGAGCCAGCCUUCCUCACAGUCUUCCAAUACCACUACGCUGGGCGUCCGGCAAAAUCCACUUCCCGCGUGCGCACCUAUAUCCCCGACUACUUCUCGCCGACGCCAGCCGGACUGCCAGGCAAUGACGACUCGGGCGCCAUGGGCUCGUUCGUCGCCAUGGCGAUGAUGGGAUUAUUCCCAAACCCAGGACAGAGCGUGUACCUACUCACAGUGCCGUUCUUCGAGUCUGUUAGUAUUGUUUCCCCGUUGACGGGGAAAACGGCAACGGUGAGGACGCUUAACUGGGCUCAGUAUAACACGCCUAAUGCUACUGGCGCUGCUGCUGGUGGGAAUGGGUUUAUUCAGUCUGCGACGCUGGAUGGGAAGCCUUAUACCAGGAAUUGGAUUGGACAUGAUUUCUUCACGGAGGGAUGGGAGUUGGUUCUUGUUCUUGGGAAGGCGGAGAGUGAGUGGGGGACUAAAUCGGAGGAUUUGCCGCCUUCUUUGAUGCCGGAGGCUGGGGUUCGUGGUAGUGGGGCUGUGAGGAACCGUAGGUGGGAGAGUGUUGAGGGUGGGCAGCUUGGUGGUGUUGCUGGUCUUGCAUCGAAGCGUGCUUUGCAUCUUGAUCAUGUCCGUAGGGCUGGGGAUAGUCAUGUGGAUACAAGGCGCUUGGUAGGUUGA